AUCAACUAUGGAGAGAGAAAAUGGGAAGGUCUUCUUAUUCGCAUAUCCUUAAAGUGCAAUGACUUAACCACAACCUGUCUCACAAUAGCUUUUCUUGGAAAUAGAUUACAUCCAUUACAGAACAACACAUUGCAGGGUGACAUCAUAGUAGAUACUGAGCCAUCUAAGAAAGCCACAGGUGAAAAAACCAACAUAUGGAUGUUUAUUUGGCUCACUUGUGGACUUUCUCUUGCUAUUAUGGUGAUUGUUAUCAUUUUAGUUGCAGUAUUUAUAUCUAAGAGAAGAUCAAAGAAAUUUACCAUAAAUGACGAAGAAAGGGUCAAGCAGCGAUUACCACCCGACAGUUCUAUAGAAACCGGUGUCGAAAUAACAGAUGACAGUAAUCAAAUAUACAAAGAGCUUGAUGAAAAAUAUCAGCAUUGCAAAUCAUUUUAUAAGCCUCUAGAACUAAAUCAAGGAUCACAGAGACAAGAACAACCGAUAUAUGAAGAGGUUGAACCUGAAUAUAGAGAAAUUGAACCAACUUAUAAUGAAUUAGAACCAAGAUGUGAUAUAUACGAGGAAGUACCUUAUUCUGUGAACUCCAAAACAGAUUCUGUGUUGUCAGAAAGUGUACAGAGUACUGAUAUACAUAAAAAAACUUCUCCAGAAACAUUUAAAUAUAUGUUUGCAGAAGUAAGCAAAGACUAACUUGUUACACAAACAUAGAAAAUAAUAUAUUAAGUUAUUUGAAAGU
Molecule: messenger RNA, 736 nt
Organism: Hydractinia symbiolongicarpus
Lineage: Eukaryota; Metazoa; Cnidaria; Hydrozoa; Anthoathecata; Hydractiniidae
Exons: 4
Coding region: 199-690 (163 amino acids)
Source: RefSeq, a predicted model, not a curated record